This is a messenger RNA of Hordeum vulgare subsp. vulgare (domesticated barley), 743 nucleotides long. RefSeq lists its product as uncharacterized. The transcript has a single exon. The record is from RefSeq and is a predicted model, not a curated record. Bases 94 to 531 code for a protein of 145 amino acids. Lineage: Eukaryota; Viridiplantae; Streptophyta; Magnoliopsida; Poales; Poaceae.
CGUUCUCCCUGUCUCCUCAAAACGCCCGGUCCAACGCGGUGGGCGCAGCGUACCGUGAAAAUCCCCCAAGACCAAACCAUCCAAACCACACGGAUGGCACAUCCACCGUCGACUCCGGCGGCGGCGUACGGGUGCGCGGCGUGCGGCGCGGACCUGAACCUCUCGGCGUCCCACCUGUACCCGGCGGGGACCUACUUCGAGGCGGGGAACAAGGGCACGCUGUCCUUCAGCUGGGCGGACGAGUCGCGGCUGCGGUUCGCGGCGGAGGACAGGAUCCGGCCCUUCUUCGAGACGCUCGACUACUGGGGCAUCCACCGGAAGCGCACCCGCAUCAGCUGCGACGCCUGCGGCAAGCUCCUCGGCCACGUCUACGACGACGGGCCGCCGGUCAUGGAAGGGACGGGCCAGCUCGGGAUGGGCCCCAGCCAGGUCAUCCCCCGCCGGCCCAGGUACCGGAUCAAGGUCAAGGCCGUCACGCCCACCGCCACCGGCUCCUCCUCCGCCGCCGUCGCCGCCGCCUCCCCGCGCUGAGCUGAGAGAAGCUUGAUGCUUGCACAUGCUUCUUCCUGCUGUAAUCAGUCCUACUACUAGUCUACUACUGCAUGUAAAUCUUUGGAUGCAAAACGAACUUGGAGGAGUGGGAUUUGCUGUGAAUUGUAUGAAAUCGAAGACAUUGUGAUCCAUCAAGCUUCGUUACUGUACUCAUCUGAUUUUGCUGUGUAAAUGGAAAGUAUUCUGGGUAA